Messenger RNA from Candidozyma duobushaemuli, 2808 nucleotides. RefSeq names its product putative carboxylic ester hydrolase. The record is from RefSeq and is a predicted model, not a curated record. NCBI's taxonomy places the organism in Eukaryota, Fungi, Ascomycota, Pichiomycetes, Serinales, Metschnikowiaceae. Gene Ontology annotation, cellular component: cytoplasm. Bases 1 to 2808 code for a protein of 935 amino acids. Gene Ontology annotation, molecular function: metal ion binding; glycerophospholipase activity. The transcript has 3 exons.
AUGGAGAGCAAUUCGACAGACCAAGAACAAGCACAGAUUCAUGACAAGCGUCUAAAUAUCAUUAUGCAACGCGAUAUGCCGAUGGCUAUCAAGUUCUGGGAAGCCGAUCAUGUCUUGCUGCAAAGCGAACGAGAGCUGCUAGCAAAAGAGUUAUUCAAUAUCAAUAGUUUCACGACAAGUGGAGCUUUCGCUGUCUCAAUGGGAAUGUUAGCAGGUCCAACUAUUCUAGAUCGUCUUGUGAGACGUAGGAUUGGUCCCACUGGUAGAUUGCCACCACACAUGCCGAUAAGAGCACCAUUGAUGAAAUCACCACUUCUUUCCUUGGGAUUGGGCGUAAUCGGGUUUCAACUUGCUCUUACAGUCGGUGUGUAUGCCCUGUUCAAGAUCAAGAGAAGAAGCUUGUCAAAGGAGGCUAACGAGGGAAGCGGCGAAGCUGGGAGAUCAAGAAGAUUACUCAAUGUUUGGAAUGCUAUUCCUUGGCCUCAAAAUCCUGCUUUCAAGAUGAAGGAUCCACGUACCCUCACGGAAGAGGACAUUCACAGGCCAUACUAUCGGCCCAACAGUGAGCCCAUCGGUUUAGGAAAGUCCAAGCAGAAAGAGGAAAAAGACACCUCUGAAUGGCAACACUUGAGAGAAAUCAACUUUCCAAACGCAACCGCACUGGAAAGUGAUCAAGCGGAUCUGGAAAAUGAUCUGUUUCCCUCGCUCGAGCAGAAGAAUGCAGCAAGCUCUAAGCCUAAAAGCAGGUGGGACGAGAUCCGAGAAGAUAAGAAACCGACAAAGUUUAUUCCGUUCACCGAACUCGACGAGAAGAAUUUAGAAAAUGCCUACCUGCAAAAUUUAGAUACUGUUGAAGUCAAGGAGGAUCACCUUUAUGAGGUUGACUUGAAGUCCAUGGUUCUUUCCCCAGUCUACUGGGAAGGUCCCACGUACGAGGUUAGAAGAGGCCUUUGGUUUGACCACGAUGGAAUGCCUCUUCCGUCCGAGUUGGCCAAAAAGAUUGAAGAUGCUUACUGUCUUCGUCGUCCUUAUGAACAUAUUAAACAAGAAGGUACAUCUCAGAAACAGUCCAAGGACCUUAUCGCAAGUUUCAACAAGGAGAUAAAAGAGAUAAAAGAAGAAGUACAGCAAGACAAAAUCGACUUUUCAGAGGAAAGAGAUAUUGUCGAUUUGGGUGAUGGCCAAGCUGUUGUAUAUUUUGACAAUAACCAAGCUGCUUUGUUUCCGUCGACCAUCAGUCCUGUCCAGUUGGGUAUCCUUAGAAAGAUGGGCAAUAAGUCUGGUACUCUUAUGAACGUGACGCCAGUUCAGAGGGGCUACUCGGAGGACCUUGCUGCCUCGAUAAUGGACAGUAUUAAAAAAGCACCGGUGCCCUCUUUGACAGACAUCUUUCUGACAGAGUUUUCCAACUUGUUUUCGCCGCUGAAGGAACACGAAAAAGUCUUGUCCGAAUCGAGCAAAAAGGACAAGGACGAGAUGCUCCAGUCAGUAAUGGAAUCAGACUUUGAAGAGCUCAAAGGCACCAAAACCAAUCAUAGGGAAAUUGACCAUCUUGUGCUUUGUGUUCAUGGAAUCGGUCAAAUUCUCGGAUACAAAUACGAAUCUGUCAACUUCACUCAUAGCAUAAAUGUCUUGCGAUCAACCAUGAGAGACGUCUUUCAAAAUGAGGAGAAAUAUCAAAAGCUCGCCAUUGGAGAUUCUUUUGAUCCCAAAAAUGAGGAGCACAAGACCAAUAAUAGAAUCCAAACUUUGCCUGUGACUUGGAGGCAUAAGGUAUUGUUUCAUCCUAGUAAAAGAAUUGACGAUCUUGGCAACCUUGGGGACAAAAGGCUUCCAAGCUUGGCCGACAUUAAUGUUGAAGGUGUGAAGCCCUUGAGGAACAUUGUUGGUGAUGUCAUCCUUGAUGUGUUGCUAUACUAUGAACCAAAGUUCAUGCACCAGAUUCUCGAAAUUGUUGUUGAGGAGCUCAACAGAAUCUAUCGGUUGUACAAGGAGAGAAACCCUCAUUUUGAUGGCAAGAUUCAUAUAUUAGGUCACUCGUUGGGUUCAGCAAUUGCUUACGACUUGCUUUCAAUGCAAAUUGCGGGAGACCACAAACUUAAGCUUGACUUCGAUGUUGAGAAUCUUUUUUGUGUUGGAUCUCCAGUUGGGGCCUUCAAGUUGCUUCAAAGAAGAAAUAUUGUCUCAAGAGCCAGCCUUGAAAAGGACUAUAAUCCAUUUGAUGCAGACCUGAAGGUAUCUUCUCCGAUGUGUCUGAACUUGUACAAUAUUUUUCAUCCAUGUGAUCCGGUCAGUUAUAGAAUGGAGCCACUUAUAAAACCCUCCUUCUCGCAAAUGAAGCCGGAAGAGGUGCCAUUCGCUUUAAAGGGUUUCAACACCCAGGUGAAGAGCUUAACCACAUUUGGUGAUGAGGUGCAACAAAAGAUCUUUUCGAACUGGUUCGGAUCAAAGAAGGGUGGUAAGAUUAACAAGAUGAUAAAGGAAAAUGUAUCCGAAGAGAAUGCUUUGGGAGAUAUCAUCACAACAUUGGCAAGCCCAUUGUCCAGUGGCCUGGGUGAAGAUCUGAAAGACGAGCUCAAGGAUUCCUACCUUUCUGAUAACGAUAUUAAAGUUUUGACAGAACUCAAUCGUUCGGGUAGGGUUGACUAUUCGUUACCGACUGGCGUUUUCAGCAUAGCGCUAAUUUCAGCUAUUAGUGCACAUGUAUCAUAUUUCGAAGACCAGGACACUGCUGGUUUUGUCAUGAAAGAGAUUCUUAGUUCACUGCAGAAAUCUGUUGAGGCUAAGAAAGUCAAAGUAUACAAAUAG